UCGCGUCGUCGGUUCUGCUCCUCAAACGCGAUAACGAUCCAUUACGUGUGUAAACAUUUGCAAUGCCCUCCCCUAACCAUUAAUAAUACAUUUAUAUGGGAGCGUCUAGUUUAUUAAAGCUUUACAAGUUUAAGCUAAUUAGCCUGUGAUACUAGGCCAACUAAGUGGAUCUGAUCAAAAGCAAUACGAGUAACUCCCAGCAUUCAAACCAGUUGCAAUUGAGAUUUCAAAACAAUAAUUAUAUAUAUGUGAUCACAAGUAUCGGACAAACGUAAAAGCCGGCUGUUGUUGGCAAUGAUAAGAUCAUAUCAUAUAAGAUCAUAUCGCCAUUCUAGCCAGACGUCCAUAUCGAGCAAGUCAUUAUCUUGAUUGCUCGAAUUUUUAAACACCCCAAGCGAAUAGCCAUUAAAUCGGAGGUAUUUUUUUAACAACUCAAACCGAUAGCCGUGGACUCGCGCCAUUGACGGAUACUGAUAAGGAUAAGAAAUGGUAACUAAACAUUUCCAUUUCUCAGUCGCCGGAGGACCGUGCUACCAAGCAGUUCAACUUUCCGAGUUCGAGAUCACUGACACCAUGAAAAUCGAGUGGGCUCCCAUUGGGGUUCCCAUGGAACGGCGUCGCCAGACGUUUGCCAUGGCCUUCCUCAUCCUCUCCUUUAUGGUACUCUCCUUUGGAUCCUAUUUCUUCGUUGCUGCCGUGCUGUACUAUGGAAGCCUUUUGUGGCGCACCAUUAUGGUCAUCUAUUUGGUCUAUGUCUAUGCGAAUCACAGGAGAACCCACUCCAUUAUGGAUGGUAAUGGCUGGAAGAUUAGCCGCAAUAAUUGGCUGUUUCGGCACUAUCGGGACUACUUUCCCGUGCAGCUGGUCAAAACCGCAGAGCUGCCGCCGAAUAAGAACUACAUUUUGGCCAGUUUUCCGCAUGGAAUUUUGGGGACCGGCAUUUCCAUCAACAUGGGUCUGGACAUCUCCAAGUGGCUGAAACUGUUCCCACAGGUGAGGCCCAAGGUAGCCACUUUGGAUCAAAACUUCCUGACGCCAAUCGUGCGUGGUCUCCUGAGAUCUUGGGGCCUGGUGUCGGUUUCCAAGGAUGCCUUAGUAUAUCUGCUAACAAAAUCAAACGAUCCCAAGCACCAGGACAAUCGGGAUGGGUUCACCUCCAAUGCGGUGGCUAUUCUGGUGGGUGGUGCCCAGGAGGCACUGGACUCGCACCCUGGCCAAUAUAUAUUGACACUGAAGAAUCGCAAGGGAUUCGUUAAAAUGGCCAUUAGAACAGGGUCUUCGAUUGUGCCCACGUUUUCCUUUGGCGAGGUGGACAUUCUGGAUCAGGUGGCCAAUCCACCGAACUCUCGGGUUCGUCGCUUCCAAGACUUUGUAAAGAGGAUUACGGGGAUAUCUCCGCUGAUACCCGUUGGCCGCGGCAUCUUUAACUACUCCUUUGGCUUUCUGCCCAACCGUCGACGCAUUGUGCAAGUUGUUGGCGCUCCCAUCGACGUGGUUCAGAGCGAUCAACCAGACGCAGCCUAUGUGGAUAAGAUACACAAACAGGUCAUUGAGGACCUGGAGAAGAUGUUCGCCAAGUACAAGGAUCAGUACAUACCGAAUUCUAAGCAGGACAAGCUGAUUAUACACUAGUCGAGAAGUUAUUGUCAUUCAAUGUGAUCAAAUGAGUGCUUUAUAAGCAUUUAAUAUAAAAAAAACCUAAUUUUAUCAGA
Messenger RNA from Drosophila sechellia, 1712 nucleotides. RefSeq names its product diacylglycerol O-acyltransferase 2. Lineage: Eukaryota; Metazoa; Arthropoda; Insecta; Diptera; Drosophilidae. Gene Ontology annotation, cellular component: endoplasmic reticulum membrane. The coding region runs from base 487 to 1632 and encodes 381 amino acids. Gene Ontology annotation, molecular function: diacylglycerol O-acyltransferase activity. Gene Ontology annotation, biological process: triglyceride biosynthetic process. The transcript is spliced from 7 exons. The record is from RefSeq and is a predicted model, not a curated record.